This is a messenger RNA of Trichobilharzia szidati, 856 nucleotides long. NCBI's taxonomy places the organism in Eukaryota, Metazoa, Platyhelminthes, Trematoda, Strigeidida, Schistosomatidae. The record is from the annotation of a GenBank genome assembly.
GAGGCAACUAUUCUGGAAGCACUGCAUGACUACAUCAAAGACGGUUCACACUCUUUAAUUAUGGAGCGGGGUAGUGGAUACCUCUCAGCUUGUGUAACGUUUAUGUCUGGGAUCAGUGGUAGGACAGAAUCCACUCUACCUGAUAAUAAUUUAAUGGAAGCGGCUUUGGGGAAUUUCGCUAAGUGGCUACAAUACACUAAAAAGGUCUUCACAUUGGGGACACAAAUUAUAUUCAGAUCAGUUAGUGAUCUUAAACCUUGGUCACUGAAUCCAAAGUAUGAUGCUAUUUAUUUGCAUGUACUGGAUAGAAGUAUCAUAUUUCCAGUGGGAGAAGAAUUAAAAGUAGGAGGUCGGAUAGUUUUGUUGGAAGAAUCUGGUGGAGGAGAACAGAAACUGUAUCUGAUGGAUCGCAAAAAUGAGGUUAUGUUUUUCGAAAAACCUCUGAUGAGUUUCAAAAGUGUUGUGCCACGUAGUAUUCAGACUCCAGAAGAAAGUACAGUAGAACCUGGGUAAGAUUUUUUGUCUAUAUGAAAUCGUGGGCUUAUUUCAAAUCACUAUUAGUACUGAAUUCCUAGUUAAGAGUUAUAAACUAUUAGGUUAAUUGUAUGUCGAUUCAUUAAAUUGAAGAAUGUACAUCAUGAUUAAUGCAAGUAUUUAUGCCUAGCUGAAAUGUAGAAGAUGUGAUUGUAUAUAUAAGAAAGGGAAUAUUUCUUGAAUAUGUAUGUGUAAGAUAAGGAGAAAUCUCGCUGUAAUAUAAUGAAGACAUCACGAAACAAUGCACACCAUGUCUUCGAAAACAGUCGGUCUUUUGAAUACAUCUGUAUGGCGUUAAUGAAGAAUGGAUUAUAUAUGAACA